CAUCCACCCACUACUCGCCAUCCACCGCCUUCCCUCAGCCCGCGACACUUGAUUCAACCACUAUGGCGGGACGCGUUGCGCCAGUCCCGCCGUUCGUGGAUCUUCCGUCGUUGCCCCGCCCACAGGUGGUCGACGAGGGCGGGUUCGAGCUCACCGACGAGCAGAUCGAGGCGCUGGCUGCACAGGUCACUGGGGAUGACAAGCACGCAGACGAGGAAGAGGAGGAGAAGGAGGAACAUGAGUCUGCGCAUGUUUCUGUUGCCGAGGGUGACGAACCCGAAGCACGGCAGCCUCUGCUAGGCCUGGACCAAAGGUGAGUGUCCAGCAGAACACGUCCUCUCCUGUCGCCUGUCGCACGUCGUGGGUGCAAGUAUCCAGCC
Molecule: messenger RNA, 380 nt
Organism: Cutaneotrichosporon oleaginosum
Lineage: Eukaryota; Fungi; Basidiomycota; Tremellomycetes; Trichosporonales; Trichosporonaceae
Source: RefSeq, a predicted model, not a curated record